This is a messenger RNA of Cataglyphis hispanica, 1459 nucleotides long. RefSeq names its product programmed cell death protein 10 (gene Ccm3). The record is from RefSeq and is a predicted model, not a curated record. Gene Ontology annotation, molecular function: protein kinase binding. NCBI's taxonomy places the organism in Eukaryota, Metazoa, Arthropoda, Insecta, Hymenoptera, Formicidae. Gene Ontology annotation, cellular component: FAR/SIP/STRIPAK complex; Golgi apparatus. Gene Ontology annotation, biological process: regulation of Golgi organization; positive regulation of MAP kinase activity. The coding region runs from base 191 to 823 and encodes 210 amino acids. The transcript has 5 exons.
GCCGAAUAACCUCAUUUCCGCGUAUCUAGCUCCUAUUGUGACAGCUGUCACAGAAAGAGUUAUGGUGGUGUGAGCCAGUCGUGUGUAUAAACAAUCUUCUCGUCAUUCAUUCCGAAGCAGCUUUGACUUUGCCUCUCGCCUCGACUCAUUGUAUUUUCGACGUCUCGAACGACAACAUAUACCGUAAAGGAUGACAAUGGGCGAUGAGAUUCCAGUUACAUCACUGGUUCUUCCUGUAAUAUUAAGACCGAUAUUAACCAAGCUGGAAAGACAAAAUGUCAUGGCAGCGCAAACUCUGCGUGCAGCUCUCUCAAAAGCAGAGAGCUCUCAUCCUGGGAUUACCCAUGAUUUAAUCAUGGGUAUAAUACGUAGAGCAGAACUCAAUCUUGAUAUGAACGAGAGUGUGUUACGAUUGCAAGGUGCUGCUUCUGACUAUGAUGUUGUGGAAUACCGUUCAGCACGUUCGGAAGAUGCAUUUCAAGAAUUGAAUCGAAAAUCUACUUCUUUGAAAAGAAUACUUAGCAGAAUUCCUGAUGAGAUCACAGACAGGAAAACUUUUCUUGAGACAAUCAAAGAAAUUGCAAGCGCAAUAAAGAAACUUUUAGAUGCUGUGAAUGAAGUUACUGGAUUUAUACCUGGCUCAGCUGGUAAACAAGCAUUAGAUCAACGCAAAAGAGAAUUUGUAAAAUAUAGUAAAAGGUUCAGCAAUACAUUGAAGGAAUAUUUCAAAGAAGGACAAGCAAACGCAGUAUUUGUGAGCGCGCUGUAUCUGAUACACCAAACAAAUAUGAUUAUGCUUACAGUAAAGGACAAAUGUGAGUAAAUUUCAAUUCUGUAAUGAAUUUCCUGAGUUGUAUGUGAUAAUAUCACAAGAGUCAGAUAAUUCAUAGAUAUUACAACCUGCUAAUCUUGCAUAUUCAAUUAUACAAACAAUAGAACCUAAAAAUCUGAUAUAGAGGAUUCAACAUCAUUAUGUUUCCAUGUUAACUGAUUGCAUUAUAGUUUUUGUUACAUAUAUAUAUAUAAAAUAAAAAUGUUGGUAUAUUAUUCCAAAUUAUUUAUACUUUUAUUUUGUGCCAACUCAAAUGUCAUAUUAGUCGUCAAUUCUCAUUGUAAUGGUCAAUAAUAGUAUAUACAAUGAAAUGUUCAGAUAUGAGAAUGACUUUAUUGUUGUUAUAUGAAAAUAAUGUCAUAUAGAUAUAUAUAUAUAUGCUCCUUUUUAGCUUCUUAUAACUCUAAAGAGUAUAAAAUAUAAAUGAAACAUACUCAGAUUUUGGGAUACUAUAAUAAUUAAAUUGCAUUUAUUAUAACAGUACACAUAUUCGAGUAUUAAGCAAUAUUUGCAAAAAUAUUUGCAAAUUGGCAAAUUCUCAUCAUUGAAACACUUGCAAGAUCAUUGUCAUUUAUACUCUUUAAAGCAAAAUAAGGGCAACAAUGGAGAAUGUAGAGGGAUUAUUUC